Messenger RNA from Lathyrus oleraceus (garden pea), 1619 nucleotides. Its product is annotated as probable galacturonosyltransferase-like 1. Gene Ontology annotation, molecular function: glycosyltransferase activity. The transcript has a single exon. The record is from RefSeq and is a predicted model, not a curated record. The coding region runs from base 137 to 1198 and encodes 353 amino acids. Gene Ontology annotation, cellular component: Golgi apparatus. NCBI's taxonomy places the organism in Eukaryota, Viridiplantae, Streptophyta, Magnoliopsida, Fabales, Fabaceae.
AAGAGAAAAUAUCAUUGACUAAUGACUCCUACCUGUUUUUCAAAUAUAACUUUCAUCUCUUUCUCAUCAUAUAAACUCAAAACCACUUUGCAUAUAAAUAAUUAAAUCAUCCCUUAUAUUACCAUAACCAUAAACCAUGGUAACAUCCAUGGUCAUAACUAUUUUUCUCUUCUUCCUCUUCUCUACUCAUCAUCACCUUCAUGUCACGUGCACCGUCACAACCAUCACCGCCACUACCACUCAACGCUUCAAACAAGCACCUAAAUUUUAUAAUUCCCCAAACUGCCCCUCACAACCCACCGACGCCACGUGCUCUGACGAAGCAGUCCAUGUCGCAAUGACACUAGACGUAAAAUACCUCCGCGGCUCCAUGGCCGCGAUUCUCUCCGUUCUUCAACACUCUUCAUGUCCGGAAAACAUCGUCUUCCAUUUCGUCACCGCCGCGUCAAAAUCCACAACCUCCACCGUUAUCCUCAAUACUACACUCACAAGCUCGUUCCCUUAUUUAAAAUUCCAAAUAUACCCCUUCGACGAUUACACUGUUUCCGGUUUAAUCUCAACUUCAAUCCGUUCGGCGCUCGAUUGUCCUCUCAACUACGCGCGAAAUUACAUGGCUAACCUUCUUCCUGAUUGCGUCCGGAAAAUAGUUUACCUUGACUCCGAUCUGAUACUCAUCGACGACAUUGCUAAACUCGCUGCGACGCCGUUUACGAACGACGCUGUCUUAGCUGCACCGGAAUACUGUAACGCGAAUUUCAGCAACUAUUUUACGCCGACGUUUUGGUCGAAUCCUUCCCUUUCGAUCACUUUUGCGAACCGUAAUGCUUGUUACUUCAACACCGGAGUUAUGGUUAUUGAUUUGAAGCGAUGGAGAGUUGGAGGAUAUACGGAAGAGAUUCAGGAAUGGAUGGAGCUUCAGAAGAGAAUGAGGAUCUACGAGCUUGGUUCGUUGCCGCCGUUUUUGCUUGUUUUCGCCGGGAAAAUAGUUCCGGUUGAUCACCGGUGGAACCAGCACGGGCUUGGCGGUGAUAAUUUUCGUGGGCUUUGUAGAGGCUUGCAUCCCGGGCCGGUUAGUCUUAUGCAUUGGAGUGGGAAGGGUAAACCGUGGGCCAGGCUUGACGCUAACCGUCCCUGCCCUUUGGAUGCUUUGUGGGGCCCUUAUGACCUUCUAGAAACACCUUUUGCUCUUGAGACCUAGCCCGGCCCGGCCCGUAUCAUAAUUUACUUUCUAUUUUUUUAUAUAAAAAAUAAACUCAAUUAUCUCAUAUUAGUUUCUAUUUUGAUUACAGAAACAAGUUAUGAUUUUAAUUUUGUUACAAAUGAGAUCAUGUACAAAAGAAUUACUUCUCAUGAUUGCAUCUGGAAUUAGUUAUGAUUUAGCUGUGUGUAAUAUGGCGGCUUGUUAUUGGGAAGUUGGCGCUGGAGUCACUCAUGGCUUGGCUUGCUAUAUAUAGCUUGUGCUUGUAUUGCAGUAUUGUACAGCCAGUGAGAUAAAUCUUUGUACUAUUUUCACCUUUUUCAUGGCAGUGAGUAAUGUAAUAGUUUACAACUUGACAAUGAAAUAGAAUGAACUAGAUUUUCAUGUGUUGUCAUAAAUAAAUGAUGAUUUUUUGGUAUUA